AGCGCGGUUUGGCUCCAGUUUUUUGGGAAAAGCGAUGGGCGCCCGUCCUUCCCGCAGCUGGCGAAGUCGCUGAGUGGUGCGAAGUCGCGUGUGUGAUGGGCUGUGGCGCCAAUGUCUCCAAGAAGGGGCUCCGAGAAGAAUUGGAGGCUCAUGAGAAGGAGUUGGAGACGGAAAAGCAAAGGUUGCAAGAAAAGGCCGUGCAGCACGCCAGUGUGCAAGAAUGCUUGCAGCGGCAAAUGCUGGGAUCCUCGACGAGCACCGCCGCGGAUCUGGCGGCAGAACUGGAGCUCCGGCGGCAGCAGCAGGCGGAAGCGCUGGAGAAACAGAAGGAGCGCUUGGUCAGAGAACAUCAAGACGAAGUCGCCGCCCAGCUGAAGGCGCGCGAGGCCGAGCUCUCGCGGCAACUGGCGCUACGCUCGGAGCAGGCGGAGCGCGAGGCCUCGCAGCGCCGGGAGCUGGAGGAGGCAGCCAAGGCUCAAGUGGCUCAGCAGCUGGCGGAGGCCCAAGCGAAGGCGGAUGCCGAAGUCUUGCGCCACCGCGCUGAGGUGGAGGCAGCCCGCCAAGAGCUGCAGGCCCUUCACGGCCAGGUGGAUCCCAUGCGCGCGGAGCACCGCCAGGCGGUGGAUCUGCUGCGCGAGGCGCGGCGGGCGCUGCAGGCGGAGCAGGAGGAGCGGAUGUCCGGACGCGAGGUGGCGGCGCUGGAGCAGCGCCUCGCCGAGGCGCACAGCGAGCACGAGCGCGCGCAGCAGCGGCACGGCGACGUGGCCACGCACCUCAAGGCUCAGGUCAGGGACUUGCAGGAGGAGCUCCAAGCGCAGCAGAAGGAGCUGCACCAGCGCGAGCAGAUGGUGGCGCACCGCGACCAAGAGCUCGCUGAGGUGAACGGACAGCUGGUGGAUUUGCAAGGCCUCUUCGACGAGGUCAACGGCCAACUGCUGCGGGAGUCCGGGCGCAUCGAGGGGCUUCAGGGUGCCGUGGCGCAGUGCGCGAAGCAAACCAAAGAGCUCGAGUCCUUGCAGAAGAUGCUGGAAGAGUCGCAUCAAAUGCUGGCGCAGCUCAAGGACACUCUGGACAAGGAAAGGGCCGAGCGGAUCAAGGUCGCUGGCCUCUUGGAAAACGAGCAGCAGAGGACGCAACUCUUGCUGGAUGUACUGAAGCACUUCAAGGAGAAGUUGCAGGGCUUGACGCCGGAAACCCUGCUGAGCCGCUUGGAGCGCGACCCCAGCGACCUGCGCGCCUCAUCGCGCGGGCGGUUCUCCCCGGCGACGCCCAUGGCGCCGGUGGUGCCCGGCACGGCGACGGGCAUGGCGACGACUGGACGCUUGGAGUGA
Durusdinium trenchii is the source of this 1331-nucleotide messenger RNA. The record is from the annotation of a GenBank genome assembly. Lineage: Eukaryota; Dinophyceae; Suessiales; Symbiodiniaceae.